This is a messenger RNA of Ooceraea biroi (clonal raider ant), 4419 nucleotides long. RefSeq lists its product as uncharacterized. The record is from RefSeq and is a predicted model, not a curated record. Gene Ontology annotation, molecular function: serine-type endopeptidase activity. Gene Ontology annotation, biological process: proteolysis. Lineage: Eukaryota; Metazoa; Arthropoda; Insecta; Hymenoptera; Formicidae.
CGCGCAGUCCAAUUAAAAUCGUGGAAUGCACUCGACGCGCGCUCCUUUCCGCGUAUCUUCAAACGUUUUCCGUGAACUUUUAGACCUUUGUGCCUACGCUCAUGCCUUAUACGCUCGCCACCGUAAUGAAGAAAUCGAUUUUGCACUCUCAGCUUCCUCGACGGCGAAGCGUUUGAUGACGUCAAAGUGUGCAAUUCGUCGAAUCUGUGUUUACUCUGUUAUUAACACCAUGACCUCGCACUUGAGGUGAAUCCCUUGGGCAUGGGCGUGGAAAAUCACGCCACCGACGGUUCUCCAAAAGCAAUGCGCCAUCGCGGAAAGGAGGAGGAAAACCGUGCGACGAGAUCAUAGUCGCGCGUUCAAAUCUCCGCGAAUCCUGCAAUUUUUUCGAUAAGCCUUAUAUAAAAAGUUAUUAUUAUUAAAUUUUUUGUUGUUAAAUUAGGAAGUAUUUAAAUAAUUAAAUUAGAUUUUUCAGAUUACAUCCGGGAAUUUACUGGAUUUACCGGGAAAUUCCCUUUGGCCCGAAGGUUCCAAAGGCCGGUGUGAUACCAAAACGACGUCAAUACAUUAUUGAUUGACAUUAUAAACUCAUAUGGUGUGAUAUAUCUCACACACAUCAUGCAUAAUUAUGAUGCAUUCUGUGUUUACCGCGACAAUCCGAUUUAUACCAGAAAGAUCGUGAUAUCUAGAAUAGCGAGGCAUCACUUUUGUACUUAUCAAUACAAAAUAUAAUUAAACAAUCAACGUAAUAUUGCUGUAAACAUAACAUGUUUGUUUGAUUAGUUUGAUUGUGACCUAAUGUGAUAAAAUUGUGCAACUAUUAUUAUUCAAUUCUAUAUAAUUUCAUCGGUAAAAUUAAUUAUUAAUUAAUAUAAAUUUUAAAAAAUAUAAAAUAUGUUAAGAAAAUAUAUAUAUUUAAUUGAAAAAUGUCACAAGAAUCAUAUUUCAAGAUUAGUCUAGUUUAUGUAACUCAAGCUUAUGUUACAGUACAACUUAAUCUCGAACGACGAAGAAACAUGAAUCUCUCUCGAUAGCGCGAUUCCCCGAUUCCUCGGCGAAUCCGCUCCUGACGGAUUGAUUAGCGAUACGAAGUCUGAUCGUGGUGGGGACAGUUGUUGACCCUGGCUACGGUCAUCUACGUAUCAUGGACACUACUAGCUAUCGUCAGUCAGCGUGCUGAUCCACGACGGGACGGCCAUAAAACCGAAGGAGUCGUCGAGAUCAAGCGAGUCUCGUCGCUGUCAGGUGUACUGUGAUUGUCUCCCGGUGCUCUCUCUCUCUCUCUUUUUCUCUGCUGACAACAGUGAAGUAGUUCGUCGAAGAUGACGACGAAGUCGACCAUCCUGGUCUCUUUGAAGCUACUGACGUUUCUGAUCAUCAGUAUCAAUGCGCAGUAUGAGGAUUCACGAUCGGGCUGCAGGGCCGAUGGCCAAAUGGGCACGUGCAAAGCCGCCCGUAACUGCACCGCUGUGGCGACUAUCCUGCAGCAAUCGCGCGAUGAAGCAUUCGCCUACCUGAAGCGCAAUCACUGUGGCUUCGACGGCAAAACCCCGCUGGUGUGCUGCAUCAACAACAUCAUCACUCGUCCAACUCCGCCCAACGAGGACCUGUACGACCGUACUCUGACUAAUUCGGGUAAUUCGACACCCAGCGAGGAGGGAAGGAUCGGCGUGGACAACAAUCCGCUGCUACCGAGCGACUGCGGCCGCGACUUGUCGCAAAGGAUUGUCGGCGGUGAGCGCACCAGCCUCGACGAGUUCCCGUGGAUGGCGCUUUUGGAAUAUCAGAAACCCAACGGCAGGACCACGGCCUGCGGCGGUGUUCUGAUCAGCAAGCGUUACGUUCUCACGGCCGCGCACUGCAUCAAGGGCAAGGACCUACCAACGACCUGGCGGCUGAGCAGCGUCCGCCUGGGCGAGUACGACACCGACACCGACACGGACUGCAUCUCGGACGGCAACAACGGCACGACGUGCGCCGACGAUCCGGUCACCGUGGGCGUCGAGGAGCAGUUCGCCCAUGAAGAGUACCAACCGCUGUCGCGGCACCAGCGCUACGACAUCGCUCUGCUGCGUCUCGCCCAGGACGUCACCUUCACCAAGUACAUCAAGCCGAUCUGUCUGCCGUCCAACUCGACGUCGCUCGAUGACAGGUUGUUCUUCGUGGCCGGCUGGGGCAAGACGGAGACCCGCUCGUCCUCGAACGUCAAGCUGAAGCUGUCGUUGCCGCUGGUGAGCGACUCCCAGUGCGAUCAGACGUACAACAACGCUGGCGUGCGGUUGGGCUACGGCCAGAUCUGCGCGGGUGGCCAACGAGGCAAGGACUCGUGCAGGGGUGACUCGGGUGGUCCUCUGAUGGCGCUCGAGAGGCUUUCCGAUCGCACCGGCAAGUGGUCUGCCGUGGGCGUGGUGUCCUUUGGACCGUCGCCCUGCGGCAUGCAGGGCUGGCCUGGCGUGUACACCAAGGUGCAGGACUUCGUUCCCUGGAUCCUCAGCAAGCUGCGAGCUAUUCUUAAUGGAGCGAGCUUUGCUCAAGCAAAACUCUACUCCGGUUUAGACCGCUUACUCUGUGAGGUAAAAAAAGAGAAAGAAAGGAAGAAAAAACAGUCACAAGGUUACAAAAUCUAUCGUGAAGCUACGCAGUCGGUCUUACCAGAAAUAAACAUGAGAUUCGUCGAUGUGCUGGUCGCCCUUGUCGCUCUAUAUUCGACGACAGUUAGUGCACAAUCCGAAUGCACGGACAGCCGCGCAACUUGCAUCAGUAUCCGCAAUUGUCCGGCUAUCAUAGAGGUCCUGCGUGGUCCGAGACCGCUUUCGCCCGAAAGUUUGCAAAGACUUCGAAACGCGCAAUGUGGCUUCGACGGAAACGAUCCGCUGGUCUGCUGCAUAAACCAGCAAACGUCACCCACACCGUCGCCACCCACAUCGCCGCCACCCACACCGCCGCCACCGAGGCCGACGAUGGAGUCAGAACCGGAGGUCAGAACCGCUCCUAGUCCACCGGACGUGUCGAACCACCCGAAUCUACGUCUGUUGAACCAGAACUGCGGCUGCAUCACGGACUCGAGGAUAAUCGGCGGCAACAGCACCAGCGUUUUCGAGUUCCCGUGGAUGGCAUUAAUCGCGUACGAUAUCGGCAGGCCGAAUCCGGAGUUCCGCUGCGGCGGCACCGUCAUCUCGCCGCGGUACAUCCUCACCGCGGCUCAUUGCGUCACGACGCUUCCGGCAGGUCUCACGCUGAUCGGUGUUCGAGUUGGAGAUCACGACAUCAGCAAGGAACGCGACUGCGACGUGGACCAGCACGGGGUCGAGGUCCUGUGCGCCGAGAGGUACCAGGACUUCGGUGUGGAGAGCGUCCACUUCCAUCCGCAGUACACGAGAAGGAAGCUGCAGAACGACAUAGCGCUCAUCAGGGUGAACAGCAGCAUAGACUUCCGGCCGCAGAACGCUAAGCCAGUUUGUCUGCCGCUCGGCACCGCGGCGAGGCAGACCUCGUCAAGGGGCAUAGUAACCGGAUGGGGCGCGACGGAACUGGGCCCGCGUAGUCAGGCCCUCCUGAAGGCGAACCUACCGCUGGUGAGCUAUGAGGAAUGCAAGGAGAUAUACAAGCACACCUCGGAGAUUUGGUACAAGCAGAUGUGCGCCGGAGGCCAGAACAGCGUGGACUCGUGCAUGGGUGACAGCGGUGGGCCCCUGCAAUCGUUUGGCACCUACGAAAACAAUCCACGUAUUAUUCAAUACGGGGUGGUCAGCUACGGACUGAGACAGUGCGGCACCGAGGGCUUCCCCGGGGUCUACACGAAUAUCGUCUACUACAUGGACUGGAUUCUGGACACCGUGAGAGAAUAGAGAAGGAGCUUUGCAUCACGACACGCAAGUCGCAAGGCAUGAUGAAGCCGAAGAACGGGAAGGGGAACGUGAACUACGCGGAGUUGACACCCCUAUCGGCAUUUCUCGACAUCCUCGACGAUCAUUGACACUGAGAACUGAUUCCGAGGAAUUCUGGAUGAAUGAAGCGUAGACACAUUUUGCCUCGUAGGAUAUUAUUUUAUUUAAGGUAUAUCUUUUUUAUAUAUGAGAUUGAAGUAAUAAAAAAGAACAGCUUGGAAUGCACGAUAAACGCGAGAAAGGAAUCAAAAGGAUUGAUUUUAAUUGGUACGCAUCGAGAGUUGAUUAAGAGUUUUGAAAAGCGGAUGAACUGAAUACGAACAGUUGCUCGCAGUACAUUGUUUCAUGUAAAAAAUUUUUCUUAAGAUUAAGACAUCGGGAAAGCUUCAAUUACAAUUCUCGAAAUUUAUCAUUACAUGUUCAGUAUUGUAUAUACAUAAUUAAUUAUUAUACUAUAAUACCUACUUUGCACUCAUGUAUUAACGUAUCAUGUUAUUAUAUUUAUACGUUUUAUAAUAUAUCGUCUUUUUCA